AUGAGAGAGACACGCUACGAGAGACUCCAGGCGGCGGAUCAGCACGAUGCAGACGCAGAGGCGACUCCACAGAGCCUUCCGGAUGUGGAGUUGGAGCCGAAAGUGGCGUCAGGGAGCGAACUCCUGCCCACCGGGCGGAUGACACUGGCCCAGACUGCCCUCUUCACUCUCUGCCUCAUCCUCAUGUACUUCACCCUGUCCAUUGGACUCACCUUCUACCAACGCUCGCUUCUGCAGGAGUUCAAGUUCCCUCUCAGUGUCGUUCUGUACCAUCUUGUGAUCAAGCUGCUUCUCUCUGGGUUGGUCAGGUGCCUGUACCGCCUGAUCACGGGCAAGCCCAGAGUCGUGCUGAGCUGCAGGAACUUGCUGAAGGUCGUGCCGACUGGUCUGGCCAGUGGGCUGGACAUUGGCUUUUCGAAUUGGGGCCUGGAACUCGUCAACAUCUCACUAUACACCAUGGCCAAAUCCACGACGAUCGUGUUCAUCCUGAUCUUCGGCAUUCUGCUGGGCCUGGAGAAGCGCAGCUGGUCGCUCGCAGCCAUCGUGGUGCUCAUCUCGGGCGGCUUGUUUAUGUUCACCUACAAGUCAGCCCAUUUCGAGGCCAUGGGCUUCAUGUUCCUGCUCAUCGCGUCGCUCUCCUCCGGCAUCCGCUGGUCCUUCGCGCAGCUGCUCAUGCAGAAGUCCAAGCUGGGCCUGCACAAUCCCAUCGACAUGAUCUACUACAUGCAGCCAUGGAUGAUUGUGGCCAUUGUGCCCGUGAUGCUGGGCUUCGAGGGCAGUCGCAUCAUCGAGGGCUGGGCCGCGGUGGCGUCAGCCUCAACCGCGGAAGUCCUCGCGAUGUGGACGAAGAUCACCGUGGGCGCCGUUGUGGCGUUCGCGAUGGAGUGCAGUGAGUUCCUCGUGCUCUCCUUCACGUCCAGUCUCACGCUCUCCGUGGCGGGCAUCUUCAAGGAGAUCUUCCAGAUUGUGCUGGCCGUAGAGACAACAAGUGACAACCAGCUGUCGCUGCACAAUGUGCUGGGCCUGGUGCUGUGCUUAGCUGGCAUCUGUUGCCAUGUGGCUCACAAGUACUGGACCUUCACGAGGGCAGCGCCGUCGGGAGAGCUGAAAGUGGCCUACGAAGCGGAGACACAGAUCGCCACGGCGUCCACGAGCACGGGCGAGACUUCGCGCCAGCAAGUGCCACUCCUGGACACUGACCAGGAGACCAGCGAUGAGUCCGAGGGCGCGACACCGCGCGAGAGACGCACUUCGGAAGUCCUGUUCGACGUACUGAAGCGCAGGGAUGCGCGAAGAUAGGAGGAAACGGACGUAGAGUGGCUCACAGACGAGGAUUUCUUACUUCAAUGACCAAUCCAGUAACACAGUUAGCAUUUUGGGGGAAUGGAAAUGACCAGGGUUCUGGCUUCAGGAGCAUUUUGUGAGUCACUUUAGCCACCACAAUAGCCACAAUUAUAUCAUAAACCACAAUCAAUAUGCAUUCCGAAUGAACGAGAAAACGAGAAAAACCACACAAGAGCGAAAAGAGAAAUUAUGCAGGAAAAUUUUGGGGAUAUUUGUCGUCUUUUUCACACAACUGAUCACUUAAGAGGACUCCGUGUUCAACAGGAGGGAAAAUUUAUGGACUUUUAGAUAGAUUUAUCUCGUGAUAACUUAAGAGUGUCUGCAAAGAUUUAAGUGUGUUUCACAGUGUUUUAAAUGUAAGGAAAAGAAUCAACUUAUUUUCAUUGUUAUAAAUCUGAUUGUAAAAAAAAAAUAUGAAGUCAAUGUGAAAUCUGUGAAAUGUAA
Phlebotomus argentipes is the source of this 1788-nucleotide messenger RNA. Its product is annotated as solute carrier family 35 member C2. Gene Ontology annotation, molecular function: antiporter activity. NCBI's taxonomy places the organism in Eukaryota, Metazoa, Arthropoda, Insecta, Diptera, Psychodidae. The record is from RefSeq and is a predicted model, not a curated record. Gene Ontology annotation, cellular component: cis-Golgi network; endoplasmic reticulum-Golgi intermediate compartment; Golgi apparatus. The transcript is spliced from 2 exons. Gene Ontology annotation, biological process: UDP-glucose transmembrane transport. The coding region runs from base 1 to 1299 and encodes 432 amino acids.